Notolabrus celidotus (New Zealand spotty) is the source of this 1742-nucleotide messenger RNA. Its product is annotated as arrestin domain-containing protein 3-like. Gene Ontology annotation, cellular component: cytoplasm; plasma membrane. The transcript is spliced from 6 exons. Gene Ontology annotation, biological process: protein transport. NCBI's taxonomy places the organism in Eukaryota, Metazoa, Chordata, Actinopteri, Labriformes, Labridae. The coding region runs from base 169 to 1638 and encodes 489 amino acids. The record is from RefSeq and is a predicted model, not a curated record.
GUACAUUGGGUGGCAGUAUAAGUCUUUCAUCAGACUCGUAGGGCGUGUCCUAGUUGACCAAAGACACAAAUAGCGGAAACGUCCGGAGAAGAACAGCAGCCGUGAUCACCCUGUGUUUCUAUUUACUUCACCGAUAAAGUGCUAGUUUACUCACACAGCUGAGCCACAAUGCCUUCAGUGCAAAGCUUAACGAUGACCAUCGACGCGUUGAAUGAGUGCGAGACGUUUUCGGAGCGAGAUACUAUAACUGGGAAAGUAACGCUGGUCUUAUUAAAGAAAACAACAGUUGAAAGGAUGUUUAUUAAAGCAAAAGGAGACGCUGAUGUGCGUUGGACGCGGAAGCAGAACGAUCGGACACACACUUACUCUGCACACAAGAGAUAUUUCAAACUGAAGGACUUUUUGAUUCCAGAGCAACCCGAGGACACUGUACUUCCCCAAGGAACCCAUGUCUAUAAAUUCAACCUACGCAUACCGCCAGGGAACUUUCCAUCAUCAUUCAGGGGGACUCAUGGAAAGAUUGUCUACAAGCUGGAAGUCAAGUUGGCCAGGAGUUGGAGGAUAGACCGAACAGUAGAAAAGGAGAUCCGUUUUGUCUCCAAGUCUAUUCCAAACAUGCAGUCUCUGAUGUUGCCGCAAGUUGGUUCAACAAACAAAGAGAUGGGGAUUUUCUCAACUGGAAGCCUACACAUGGAAGCCUCUAUCGACAGGGGGGUGUUUGCUCCAGGUGAAACAAUAAUGGUUGUUGCAAAAAUCAACAAUUCCUCAUCAAGUGAGAUGACACCGAAAUUCAGUGUGAAACAGGAUGUGGUGUUCCGUGCCAGUGGAAGUAACAAACAUGAAAGCAACGUUCUCCUGAAACUGCAUGAUAGCCCAGUCAAAGCUCAAACACAGAAGCAGGUUAAGUUUGCCAUGAAGCUCCCGCCGGAAAUGAUCCAGACAAUACAGAACUGUGAAAUCAUUUCAGUGGAAUACCGCUUGAAGGUCUACCUCGACAUCAGCUUUGCUUUCGACCCAGAGAUCGUGUUCCCACUGAUCAUAUGUCACCCCAGCUUGGUUUCUGCCUUUCAUUCUGGUGUGGCUGCACAUACCUCUCAAGCAGGGGCUGUUGGGGGUCCAAGCAACAGCGACUUCCCUCCCUAUGCAGCACCUAUAGGUCCUUACCCUGUAUCUCCCAAUUCAGGUGGUUAUGGAUACCCAGGAGCUGAAAGGUAUUCACCAUCACCUGUGUCCCUAAAUUAUCCACCAACAAGUGUCUACCCUGAUCAACUGGCUCAUAUGAGUAGGGGUUACAAUAACCAGCUGAGACGGCAGGGUUCUCCAUAUGGAUCUCGAUUUUCGUCUUCAUCGUCAACACUUCAUCCUCCACCUGCUCCUCAAGCAUUUCCUCCAAGUCCAAGUGCCCCAGAGCUCCAACCACCACCCCCACCCCCACCCCCACCCCCACCCCUACCCCCACCCCCAAGUGCCCCAUUCCCUCCUCCACUUUAUAACAUUUCCCCACCAGCCCCUGCAUACAACCUGUUUCCUUCUGCACCUAUGAUGAACACAGACUUUCUGUCUCAGUCUGAUGAGGCUCCUCCAGCGUAUUCAAUCCUUUUCCCAAACUCUGAAACCCAGCAAUCAGAUGCAAAGUAAGAGAAUGUAUGCUAAAUGACUAUAUUAGCUGUUAUUAUUAAGUUGAAUAAGUUUGUCAGGGCUAAUAAAAAAAGGGCAUUAGCUUUGGUGCCAUCAAACCAAAA